Molecule: messenger RNA, 696 nt
Organism: Phytophthora nicotianae INRA-310
Lineage: Eukaryota; Oomycota; Peronosporomycetes; Peronosporales; Peronosporaceae
Exons: 2
Coding region: 1-696 (231 amino acids)
Biological process (GO): DNA transposition
Molecular function (GO): DNA binding; transposase activity
Source: RefSeq, a predicted model, not a curated record
AUGGAGGCAACCGCAGACCCCGACGAGGCAAGCGACGCCGCAUUGUUUAAUGCAGUUGAAGCGCUAAUUGGUGCUGCCGCAUCGAGCACCUCGAAACGGCGUAAGCACUACUCCUUUAAGCAGAAAAGGGAGAUACUCCGUGCUACCGAAGGAAUGAGUGAGCGGGAGGUGGCGCGAACGCAAGGCGUCCAGCGGUGGACACUGUGUGACUGGCGUAAGCAGAAAGAAGCCAUUUUUGCCUUCGAAGGCAGAGAAAAAACGCUCUCAAGAGCGCGGGGGCGACCGGAGAGCGUGCCUUUUGGCAUUGAGCUGAUAACGUACAUGAAGGACACUAGGCGGGACCGUUUCCCACUCACGGCACGCUCAAUGGCCGUCUUCGUGCGUGAGAGUUACCCCGAUUGGCUGGUGACCCAUGUUAAAGGCAACAAGGACGCGAGCACUGCAUACGAGUCACUGCUGCGACUACUUCGGCGAUUCGCGUACCGCCAAGGCUUCGUCCAGCGCACUCCUAGCGGUUUAAAGGAGAAAGUCGAAGAUCUUGAGAAGGUGCAAAUAGAGGUUGCCGAUAAGUUCAAACAGAACUUUGGCUCAUAUGCUGCUGGUACAAUCUACAAUACCGAUGAGACUGGGAUAUACUAUGAUACACCGCCGUCUAAAAUCCUGUCACCGAAAGGUAAACCUGCUAAACUACUGUAA